CCAAAGCUUCCAAGAGAUUGCCUUAAAUUGCUGGAACGAAUAGUAACAGUUGCCUUGCCGACCAACAAAGGUUUAAACAAAAAAAUGCGUGACGAAAUUACCAAUGAAAACAGAAAACAGAGAGAAUUAGAUACCCUCCAGUCUUUCGCAAAUGUACAAGCAUUCCUGCUGGCUGCUUUAGAACAAUCACUAGACACUUUACCGCGCUGGAUAUGGAUGCAGACAAACGAAGAUAUCGCGAAUAUAAGCCAUGAAUAUCAACUUCUUCAGACAUCCAAAUUCAUCCUUACCACAUUUGCAGACAACUGCACACAGAAAAAGCGGCAGAAAACCAACUCGGAACGAACAUACUGGGUUAGGCACAUAGUACAUAUUUUUCAAUCAUUUGCGAACCAAACUGGCUAUUUGCAGUUCAACUGGUGCGAAUCUCAGACCAAGCAGCAUGCAUUGGCAGAAAUCAAUCUGAACAGCUGGACAAAGCCCACAACACGAUUCUGUGAUGGUCUCGGGUUCGACUGGCUAGGCAAAGAGAGAUUGUCAAUGGAAGGAUCUAGCGGUCAAUAUGAAGAAAAAAUCGAUCAUACUAUCAGCGAUACUGCCAAACAAAUAAGCAAUACUAUUUCAAUGCUGAAAGGAUUCACAAUGGCAAAUAUGGACGCAAGCUUUGAAACAUUGAAACUGGUUAAAAUCUUUGGUGUGCAAGCUAUUGAAAGGACGAUCACCUUGACGGAAACAAGCUAUGACGAUGAAUCUACCAAGUAUCUGUACAAGGUGGUACGAACAGCACGGAUUCCAAUCGAGUAUGAAGAGCGGUAUGAUUGGCUGCGAGUAUUUGAAUUAUUAGCGUACCUGCUAGUUGAAUUGAAAGAACAAGUUCGUAUACAUGAAACUCUUAACAAGGAACAAACCAGCGUUAGUAUAGUUCAACCCGAAGAAACUGUACAAAUCAAGCUGGGCAUCGGUUUAGACGACAGCGCAUAA
This is a messenger RNA of Mycotypha africana, 981 nucleotides long. RefSeq lists its product as uncharacterized. Lineage: Eukaryota; Fungi; Mucoromycota; Mucoromycetes; Mucorales; Mycotyphaceae. The annotation marks the transcript as partial. The transcript has a single exon. The record is from RefSeq and is a predicted model, not a curated record.